AUGUGGGCGCAGGAGGAGGCUGCCGUGGCCGCUGCGGGGCAGUCGGGGGCGGGUAGCACUGUCACAGUGGACAGGGCAUGGCUGGAGAGCCUGCUGCUGGAUGAGUUGGGAUCCCGGAUCAACUCCCUGUCAGAUCAGGAGCUGAUGGCAAUGCUGGAGCAGCUGGUGCGCAGCAGGCAGCCAGGCAGCAGCCAGCGCUCAGCGAUCCCUGACAAUUCCCGAGGACUGUCAAAUCCCUUGCAGGGCAUGAGUUUGGCCUGGCCUUGGGCGCAGCGGCAGGCGCCAGAGCUGCAGGGCCAGACGAGCAACGCAGGAGACAAUGUGCUGGAGAGGAUAACUGGCUCGUUGCCAGGAUGGCUCAAGGGACCCAGUGAUGCAGUGCCGGAUGCAAGUGCAGCCAAUCAGGGGCAGAUUGACAGCGAUGCUCCUCCAUCCGCCAGUUAUGACAGCCCUACUCAGCCGCAGGAUGCGCCCAGAUCAUCCGCCCCGCUGCCAGAAGGAGUGUCGAGCAGGGGAUCACAGCCGAUGUCCAUGUCCGAACGCCCCACUGUCGGUGCCGUGCCUCCAGGCACACCUUCCUCAGGAGGCAGCACCUCUGAACGCCACAGUGAAGCUCCAGUGGCAAAUGAGGCGGAGGCAGCCAGAGCUGCAGGCCAGGCUCGCAGUCCGGAAGCUGCUGAUGGGACGCCGCGAAGGGAGGAGGCGGACCUAACAGGAAGUCUGCUGGAGGCUUCGGGCCUGCCCCUGCGCUUGCGUGAAGACGGCCUGCCCGAGGCCAGCAGUGCAGCUGGUGAACAGCGCUUGCUGCAAGGCAAGGUCUUCUUGGAGCGUGCAUGGCAGGUGGCUGGGACUGCUGCUGCGGCGGUUGCGGCUGCUCUGACUACCGGGCUCAACUCCAUUCCAGCUGACAGUCGUUUUCAGAACCUCCAGACUGGCUCGGAUGGCAGCCUGCCUGCAGUUGUGGACAUUGCACCGCAGAUCGCUCUUCUGGCAGGUCUUGGUGUGGGCAUCUACACCUUGCUGCGCCUGGUGGGAUUUGACAACAGCGACAAAUCUGGCGAUGUGGAUCCGGCUGAUGAGGUUGCAUCCAAUCUGCCCAGGCAGCCAACAGCAACCAUACAGCCUCGUUCCCAGGCUGAGUCAGGUCAGACAGCGAGGAAGUUGCCGUCUGCCUGGGACCUAUUGAAACUGGUCCCCAACACUCUGCUGGGCUUCCCAGUCUCCAUAUCGAGUCCAUCUGCACCCGCCUCCUCUGUCAUGCCUGAGCCUCCUCCUGACAGCUAUGCUCAAGGGGGACCUGAUGUCAUGCGGCAGCCUCCAAGGGGCCCGCCAUCUCCAUCUGGGCCCAUUCUCUCACCAGGCAGACGGAGCGAUGCAGGCAGCGAGCACAGUCAGCAGCCAGACACCAUACUGUGGAGGCGCGAGGAAGCCCCCAACAGGAGCAGACAGGCCGCGGAGCCUGCAGCUGAUGUGCUCUGGGUCAGAGACGAGGGAGCGCAAGCACCAAGGGGCGGGGCAAGUGUGCCAAGGGACUCGGCUGCUCCAGACAGCACGGUGCUGUGGCGGAGGGAUGAGUCAUCCGCUCCCCGGUCUCUCACAUUUCCAGGGCCCAGCUUGAACAGCGCGCGCAUUGGCACUGCCUCAGUUCCUCUGCAGAAUAGAUAUCAGAAUGGGCUGCCAGAUCCAGUCAGCGAUGAGGCAGACCCCUGGACGGCGCCGCAGCAGUUACAGCCGCCUGUCAACCCAGACACUGCCACCGCGGAGGAGUGGGUGCGCAUGCAUGCCGAGCUGCAGCAGAGAGGUGAGGAUCCUUGGCGAGAGCCACUCGGCAAUGGUGCACAGACAGCUCAGCCAAUCAGCGGCAGGCCUGGCACAGCCGAAGUGGGGGGCCGCAGUGCAGCUGUGGGCAGCGCGCAUGAUAAGGACAGGGGCGAGGAUGGCAGGAGACACGGUGCAGUAUCGGGGGUGGGCCAGAAUGGCGACCAAGAGAGUGGCAGGCCACGCAGCAAGGCGAGAGUGAGAGACAAGAGUGUGCUGUACAACAAUGUGGAGCAGGUGCCAUACAUCAGGCAGCAAUCUGCAUACUUGAGGAAAUGA
Molecule: messenger RNA, 2097 nt
Organism: Coccomyxa subellipsoidea C-169
Lineage: Eukaryota; Viridiplantae; Chlorophyta; Trebouxiophyceae; Coccomyxaceae
Exons: 7
Coding region: 1-2097 (698 amino acids)
Source: RefSeq, a predicted model, not a curated record